UUAUAAUAUAUAUAUAUAUAUACAUGGGUAACUCAGGAUCGGUAAAUUAUUUAGUGAAAGUCGACGAGGUGCAAGUAGAUAGAAUUCAAAAGUUACACCAUAUAAUCAAAAGUUGUUUUAAUAACACAAAUUAUUCUGCACCAAUUUCUAAAGAUUUGGAACGUGGUAUUGAAGUGUUGGACAUCGGAUCGGGUCCAGGUACAUGGAUAUUUGACAUGAGCUCGGAUUAUAAAAAAUCGAAAUUCACAGGAAUAGAAAUAGAAUCAUCCAUUGUACCAGCAAUCCUCCCAUUUAAUACAAGAUUCAUAUAUCAUAAUGUAUUGGAUGGAAUACCAUUUUAUCCAAAUUCUUUCGAUUAUAUAUUUAUGAGAAGUAUGGUACUUUGUUUUAAUGAAUCACAAUAUGAGCAAAUUAUAAAAGAAUCCAUUGAUUUACUUAAACCUAAUGGUUAUUUGGAAUUAUGUGAAGGAGAAGUUAUUUUUCAUAAUAUGGGUCCUAUUUCUCGAAGAAUUUUUUAUUCAAUGGAAAAGAUAUUACGAAAUAGAUCUAUGAAUCCACUCAUGUGUAAUCGUUUACAUGAAUUUCUUGCGAAACAUAAAUUAAGACACAUUCAACAAGAGGAUGUAAUGAUACCAUUAAGUCCUUUAAAUGGUAAAAUUGGUGAAUUACACGGAUUAAAUGCUUAUUAUUCUUUGUAUGGAAUGAAAGAUGUUUUAGCAAAACAUAUGAGACUGUCAAAAUGGGAAACGGAAAGAUUAAUCGAAGGUUUUCUUGACGAAACUAGGACAUAUCAAAUGUAUUGUAAAUAUACGAGGGUUUACGGUAAGAAAAUUGUCACGUAAAAUUAUUAAAUAAUGGUCAAAUUGGUAUUUGUUGAUAUCUUAUUAUUUUAAUUUAUUUAAUAAUGUAUAUUUUUAAAAAUGAGGAAUUAUGUACAUAUUUUAUUAAUUAUUGUUGAUUUUAUUAUUUAAAAUAUUUAAUAAAUUAAAUAUUUG
Rhizophagus irregularis DAOM 181602=DAOM 197198 is the source of this 995-nucleotide messenger RNA. RefSeq lists its product as uncharacterized. NCBI's taxonomy places the organism in Eukaryota, Fungi, Glomeromycota, Glomeromycetes, Glomerales, Glomeraceae. The record is from RefSeq and is a predicted model, not a curated record.